UUACUGUUGAGUGAUAGCAAGCUAGCUUGCUGUACUCACUGUACAGUGAGAACCGUAGAGAGUGAAUUUACAUCCCUUUGAUUAUAAAUCUUUGCUCGAAAAACAUGGACCAAAAGAUUCCAUACGAUGAUUAUCAACUGCCAGUAGUGUUUCUUCCUUCCUAUGAGAGCCCUCCUGCAUGGAUCCCUACACAAGAGCGGAUACAUCACCCUGACUACAACAAUGAGCUCACUCAGUUUCUACCUCGCACUAUAGUGUUAAAAAAGCCGCCCGGUGCACAACUGGGCUUCAAUAUCCGUGGAGGAAAGGCCUCCCAGCUUGGUAUAUUUAUUUCAAAGGUGGUGCCAGAUUCAGAUGCCCAUAGGGCAGGACUGCAAGAGGGCGAUCAGGUGCUUUCUGUCAAUGACGUGGACUUUCAAGACAUUGAGCAUUCAAAGGCUGUUGAGAUUUUAAAGACUGCAAGAGAGAUUUUGAUGAAGGUUCGAUACUUCCCUUACAACUACCAGCGGCAGAAGGAGAGGACUGUACACUAGGUGGCAGAGCUGACCUUCAUGACUGAACUGGUUCAGUGACGCAGCUGAAACGUUCAGCUGCCCUGCAUCAUCUUCCUCCCACUAACUAUCUUCUCUGACUAAGAGACUGCUCAAAGAAAUCAUCUUCAAACACUUCACGACAUGCUCCUUCACCCAUAGUGGUGGUUUUGAGCUGUGCCAGUUUUGAAUGCAGCUGGUGAAAUGUUCAGAUACUUUCCCAUCUUCUCUGUUUUCUCAUCAUUUUCUUUCCUCUAGGAAAAUUAGCAUAUUCUAUGAGAUAUGUCAUGCAUAUGAAAAGAAAACAUGGCAGAUGUGUUAUUUAUUGAAUGAAAUUACUAUAGGCAGUUACAUCAUGAACAAAUUAUGAUGUGCUAUUAAUAUCUUCACUUAGAGGCAUUUGUUUAAUGAAGCUGAAAUUGUUUAAUAUAUCAUAUAUUAUUUUCAUAACUAGGUCUUUUUUGUGAUUACAUUUCAAUUUUGUAUUCCAAAGCAAAGCAUUUAGUUGUUUAAUGAUUAAUGUCCUGCUAACAGACACAUUGCUACUGACUAAUUAAUUGUCAUUAAAUCAAUCUGCUCAUGAAAAAGCACUUUUUGUGUAAACCUGUAUGAUGAAAAAAGUCUCAAAGUGGGGAGGGGGAAAUGUAAGAAGGGAAUAUUAUAUUCUCAGAUCUUUUUACAUUUAUGAUGUCAGGUAGUGUGGCUUUGUUAAUAUACUGUAUUGACUAGUGGUACUAUAAAUACUAGGUACUAUUUAAGGAAUAGUUCACCAAAAAAAUGAAAAUUUAC
Messenger RNA from Sinocyclocheilus anshuiensis, 1319 nucleotides. RefSeq names its product PDZ domain-containing protein 11. Gene Ontology annotation, molecular function: protein binding. NCBI's taxonomy places the organism in Eukaryota, Metazoa, Chordata, Actinopteri, Cypriniformes, Cyprinidae. Bases 105 to 533 code for a protein of 142 amino acids. The record is from RefSeq and is a predicted model, not a curated record. The transcript is spliced from 6 exons.